Molecule: messenger RNA, 1736 nt
Organism: Polypterus senegalus (gray bichir)
Lineage: Eukaryota; Metazoa; Chordata; Cladistia; Polypteriformes; Polypteridae
Product: zinc finger protein 501-like
Exons: 3
Coding region: 178-1410 (410 amino acids)
Biological process (GO): regulation of transcription by RNA polymerase II; central nervous system development
Cellular component (GO): nucleus
Molecular function (GO): RNA polymerase II cis-regulatory region sequence-specific DNA binding; DNA-binding transcription factor activity, RNA polymerase II-specific
Source: RefSeq, a predicted model, not a curated record
UGACGUCAUCAAGUAGCGUCGACUAAACAGAGGCUCACGAGCGUCUCGACUCAUGCGAGCAGUAAACUUGAGAAAUAACGGGUGGAGAGCCUCUUGCUGCAGAGUGACCGACUUUUAAACGUAUCACCUAAAUUUAGAAAAGAAAAAGAAAAGGCUGCUGUUUAGUGUAACAUCUCAAUGGAUGUGAAACAGGAGACCUUUGAUGUGGACACAAAUAUUAUGGAUAUUAAGGAGGAGGACUUUGAGUGGGAGUCCAACUACACUAAACAGGAAAGUCUGAACAUUAAGGAGGAGAACCGUGAACUGCAGCCAGUGAGCAUUAAAGAAGAAGGUGAAAAGUCAGUCAGUAUUGAGACACAUAACCAUACAAAUCUGAAGAGUAGUGAGGAAGGUGACUUUCAUGAUGGGUAUCAAGAUGGAGUGGUGACAGGGUUAGACUCUUCUCAAAGCAGACCCUGUUCAUCUCCAGGACCUUCUAUCAAUGUGAAGUCUGAAUCAUUACAAUCUGACACACACAGGACUGAGGAGACUACAUCUGUUAGAAGUCAGGAAAAUCAGCCACCACCCACAAAGACGUCUGGGAAAAGAAAUGAACAUCACUGCUGUUUGGAAUGUGGCAAGGAAUUCUCUCGCAAGAGUGCUCUUCAGAGACACACUAUAUUUCACACCGGAGAAAAGCCGUAUUGCUGUAAUGAAUGUGGCAGACAGUUCUCUUACAGGAGCAGUUUUCAAAUCCAUACAAGAAUUCACACUGCAGAAAAGCCAUAUUGCUGUGUGGAAUGUGGCAAAAAAUUCUGUGACACGACUUCUCUGCAGAGACAUACAAGAAUUCACACGGGAGAGAAGCCAUUUCACUGUAAUGAAUGUGGUAAACAGUUUUCACAAAAGAUCAGUCUUCUGAAACAUACUAGAGUUCACACUGGAGAGAAGCCAUAUUGCUGUAAUGAAUGUGGUAAACACUUCUCACAAAUAGGCAAUCUUCAGAUACACACUAGAGGUCACACAAGAGAGAAUCUGUAUCACUGUAAUGAAUGUGGUAAACAGUUUUCAGCAAAAUGCCAUCUUCAGAUUCACAAAAGAAUUCACACUGGAGAGAAGCCAUAUUGCUGUAACGAAUGUGGUAAACAGUUUUCAAGAAGAUGCCAUCUUCAGAACCACACUAAAAUUCACACAGGAGAGAGGCCAUAUUGCUGUAAUGAAUGUGGUAAACAGUUUUCACGAAGAUGCCAUCUUCAGACCCACAAAAGAAUUCACUCUGGGGAGAAGCCAUAUUGUUGUAAUGAAUGUGGUAAACAGUUUUCACAAAUAUGUAGUCUGAAGAGACACUCCAGAGUUCACACAAGAAACAAAAACAGUAAGAGUUCAAAAAUCAGUCCAGAAAAACAAGCAUGCUUAAGGACUCAUGAGUGAAGUUCACUCCUGUUCUGAAAAAUAAGGAAACCAAACUACUGUUGAGAAAUGAAUCCCUGAGAGAAACCCUAUUGCUGUUUGGAAUGUGGGAAACUAUUCUGUCAGAGGAGUACUCUUCAGGAACACGCUACAGUUCACAACAGGAGAGAAGUACAACUGAACUGUCCUGACUAAACAGAGAGGUUCACACCUGCCUGGACAGUAAGCACAUGUAACCAUCUGGGAUCCAUCCAAUGCAUGUUGUAUCAGAAACAUUACCUUUUCACUUAACAGAAACAAAUAAAACAAAAACAAAGAGCUUCUCACCAAUACAGAUUAAAUAAUAA